AUGCCAGAGAGCGAUCCUUCUCGGCGCCCCGUCUGGGGCACUUCCAAGAGCUGGGCGUCCUCCGCCUCGCCAGCCGCCAGCUCCUCGUCCGCAUCGACUUCCUCACAAGGCCCGCCACUGGCCUCGUCGUCGUCGGCCGCGUUUCCUCCGCUCUCGUCUCCGCAAGCUCGGCGUGCAUCCAGCCGGCCGCAGCAAGCGUCGUACUCGUCGUCGUCGCUCAUCUCGCCGGCAUCGUUCAACCCGUACCCGACGCGGCGUCAGGAGCUUGCGCAACGGGCCGCCAGUCACGGCACGCGCAAGCGCUCGCACAUCACACGCAGCGACCCAUCGACCUCGCGCAUCCAUUCGCUCUCGGACUACGAUGACGAUGACGCGUCCAUGGACGAAGACGAUGCGGGCGAGGUGUCGGCGCGCGGCGCGACCAUGUCCUCGAUCGUGUUCCGCGACCUCUCGUCGGCGGGCAGCAGCCGGUCCGCAUCGCCCUGGCAGCAGAACGGCACGAGCGCAGGCCUCGCCAUGUUCGCGACGUCGUCGUUCGGCGGAGACCCGCUGCGUGUGCUCGCCAAUCUGGACGAAGAGCUCGGUGCUGCGCAUAUGGGACCACGCAUCUACAAGCGGCACAACCACAAACACGUGCGCAACCGCGUCAAGGCAAAGAUCGACGCGGCACAUGCAGGGAUACCGCUCCAGAACGCGGGAGGGAAGAACGCGGAUGCUAAGAUCGGCGGUAUGCCAGGCGAGACGUCGGCAAGCGUCGGAAGUACGGCGCCCGAUGUGCAGACGCAGCAGAUGCCCAAUCUGGACCUGCAGCAGCUGGUAGAGCAGUGCCGUCGCGCCAACACUCUUGCGGCUGUACAGAGUCGAGUUGCUAGCUUGCCGCCAGCUGCUGCUGGAGACGGUAACGGCGCGCCGGAGACGAGGUUGCUCGCAGCAGUCGAGGCACGUAUUGCAGACCCCACCACUUGGUCGUCACACCACCACUCGGCGCAGGGGAUCUUGACAGACGACUUGCUCCCGACUGGACUGCAGCAGCCCGGGCUCAGGCUGGACGUGCUUCCAUCGUCGCUUCAGGAUGAGGUGCGACAGGCGGUGCUGCGAGGGCUUGGGCAGCUAGUGGAUGGGCUGGUGCAUGCGGAGCGUAGCGAGCUGGUUGAGGUGCUGGCGCGGCUUCUGCUCCUGCAAGCUCUGCGUCCCACGGGCGCACGGGUGAUGCUCGAUGCACAGCUCACCACCGCGCUGCAGCAGAUCUUUCUGGGCGUGCUGGGCGUAUUCCACCGCGCCACCGAUUCCGCAGCGACAGCAGGGGGGCUUCUUGCCGACGUUCUUGCACGAUGCACGGCGCUCGCUGCAACGCACCCGGACGCGCAAGACGACGUGCUCGUUGGGCUCGUGGGCGAGCUGGUCGGGCUGUGUGGGCAGCAAAUGUCUUCGAACCCCGCCGUGCUCUCGCCCGACCAAGACGCGGCUCUUGUGUCGCUGGCGCGCUUUCUGUCGCUGUGCUUUGUGCACAACACCACGCGCGCCGCAGCACAUCGAUUGCCCGUCCACGCGUUCUACUGCACCGUGCUGGAUCUGGCGCCGUUUCUGGAGCACUUUGCGCACCAUGCGGCGUCGCGCGUGCGCCUCGCCACACCCACCGCGGGCAUGGCGCAGUUCAACGUAUGCCAGGCAGCGUUCCUUGUCUCGCUCGGCGCCAAGGUGCGCAUGAUGCAGCUCGAGAAUGAGGUGCGUCUUGCCCGCGUCAGUCCGCGCACGGGAGGGCAGAGGUUGGGUCUCGAGCACAGCAAGGGAGAGGCGCAGCUGGUGGUGAUGCCCGGUUCGCUGUCGCUCAAGAUCGAGCGCAAGGCAGCGUGGGCUCAGAGCCGCGAGUUGCUGACGCAGGUGCUCGAGGGCGAGGUCGACCAGGCGGCAGUGCGUGCGCUGCGUGUCGAGUUUGCGAGCGAGCACGCGGCGGAUGGCGGAGGCCCGGCGCGCGAGUGGUUCGCAACCGUCACUGCCGGCUGGAACCACAGCGAAACCAUUGCGCACCACGGAUGGUUCCUCCCCACCCCCAACGAUGCCGACGAUAGUGACGCUGAGACCACCGCGGCGUUUCUUGGGCUGCUGCUGGGAUUGGCCGCACUGCACAGUGCCAAGCUCACUUUGCCAUUCGCGCUGCCGGACGUCGCAUUUAACAUCGCAAUCGCCGCGGAUUUGGACUCGGUCUCGCUGCUGCCGAUGGAUCUGGAGUUUAUGGAUGCGCGGCUGGCGAGGUCGUUGCAGGCGGUGCUUGACUGGCAGCCACCCGCGGGUGUUGCGGAUGCAGAUGGCGCGUUCGAUGCGACAUUCUCGCUCACGUGGAGCACGACCAUCCGCACACACGAUGGCGGCAUCAAGACGAUCGACCUCGUCCCUGGGGGUCGGCACCGAGCGGUGCGCAUGAUCGAGAGGCACGAUUUCGUGUCGAAGCUCAUCUGGCGCGUGCUGGUCGGUUCGGCACGAGGGCGUGUGGGCGCGUUCCAUGCGGCGUGGCAGAGCAUCAUGCCGUCCGCGUGGCUGGGGAAGGAGUGUGGUGCCGAGUCGGCUAGCGAUGUCCUCGCACGCGGCGGGUUGGCAGUCUCGCUGUUUGCCCCCAGCGAGCUCAACCAGGCACUCGUGGCGCUCCCUGCAUCACCCAGUGCCUCUGUAUCGCGGCUAGAUGUGCAGGACCUGCGUGCCAGCACGGAAGUGAUCUCUCAAAGCACGGGCGCAAGGGUGGUCGAGUGGUUCUGGGAAGUGUGGGCCGCGUUGGAGGCGGAGGGACAGCGACGCAUGCUGGCGUUUAUCACGGGCGCGCAGGAUCUGCCUGCUACGGGUGCGCGCGGCGUGGGACUGCGCAUUCACAUUGUGCCCACCGAGCGAGCGGAUGCAAAGUCGUGGCCGUUGCCCUGGUCAUCCACGUGCACGGCAACGCUGUUCCUGCCCACGUAUCCGACCCGGCACCUGCUCGAGCAGAAGGUAGCGGUCGCCAUCGAACAUUUUCAGGGCUUCGGUCUGCGCUGA
Moesziomyces antarcticus is the source of this 3021-nucleotide messenger RNA. RefSeq lists its product as uncharacterized. The record is from RefSeq and is a predicted model, not a curated record. Lineage: Eukaryota; Fungi; Basidiomycota; Ustilaginomycetes; Ustilaginales; Ustilaginaceae. Gene Ontology annotation, molecular function: ubiquitin-protein transferase activity. The coding region runs from base 1 to 3021 and encodes 1006 amino acids. The transcript has a single exon.